Molecule: messenger RNA, 1032 nt
Organism: Lachancea mirantina
Lineage: Eukaryota; Fungi; Ascomycota; Saccharomycetes; Saccharomycetales; Saccharomycetaceae
Source: the annotation of a GenBank genome assembly
AUGAUCAAUAGAAGUGCCAUAAACGCUAGAGUAGUUGGCCAGCGUCAUAGCAGUUCAAUCUCACAAGAAUUCCUGAAAAAUGUCCUUGAAAAGGUGAAAGAAACGGCCAAUAGGAAAGCGACUUCACCUUUGAGAAACAAUGUCAGAAGAAACAGAUCUAAUGAUGGCAAGCCGGUGAGAAUGCAAGCUCAAAAGUCAUCACAUCGUCGAACAGGUCCAAGAGACUUCAAAAAAGGCGCAGAUAGGCUUCAAAACCCAAUGAUAAAUGCAACAAUUGUGAAUAAUCAACCUCAAUUUGCAAAAAAAUCUGGUAAAACUGCGUUUGCUAGUAAUUCGUCAAAGGAUUCUGUGUUUGACGCGAUGGAUUCGCUUGUCAAGGAUCGCAAAGUCGGAAGUCGUGGAUCUCAGUCCGCUGCUGCCAGAAUUGAACGUAAAAGAACGAAAACCGUUCCUGGUUUGACGAAACGACAAAACAAUGGCGUUCCUCAACAUAUUCUGAAGCAACCAAGUUUUCAAGUCUCGGAGAAUUACGCACCGGAAGAUCCCACGCCAUUGUCGCUGCUCAAAUAUUCACCCAGAUUCGCGAAUUCUUCUUCUUCCAGAAAGAUCGGUUUUGGACUUAAUUUACUCAAACAAUCGAAUUUCCCACUUUAUCGGUCAUUAAACAUGGGAAUUUCAGGUGCUAAAGACGGUGAAAUCAUGAACCUUUCACUGGCCCCUAGCUCAAAAAGUUUUGGCAUGUAUGCUCCAUUUGCUCCUGUAGCGUUUACCAAAGAGAAACUGUCUAAAAACAUCUUCGUUCAACCAAACGUUGAAGAAUUUAAAGCGAGCGUUGGUGGAGAUUAUGAAACUCUUGAAACGUUGUCAAAAGAGAGUUUUGACACUUUAACCAAGAACCAAGACAAAAAAUUGGAACUUGCACGCAAUGCACAAAUCGUCAAGCUCAGUUUGGAAAAGAGUAAUAUGGAUUUUCUAACCCAGCAAAAAAUCCACAAAGUUUGCUCGGGGUUGAAACCACUUUCGGAACUUUAA